AUGAAUACACAAGGACUUUUAUAUAUUGAUUACGUUAGUUUACACUCGCGUUUUCUCCUUCAAAAUAAAGAAAACUUUGACCCUGUUAAUAAAACUUUUGCAGGAGUUCAUCGUAAUAAUAAUUACGUCCGAAGAACAAACUCAAAGUUGAUGAACUUUGUACCACAAAGGAACAACAGGGAUCCGUUGAGGGAAAUUUUUCUCUACCAAGAAGAAACUGUCAGCCACACUGUCGCCAAUACACACACCCAUCGCACUGUCACCCGAGCGACUACAUCACGUGAUACAGAAAUCAUUUCAGCUGAUCCAAGAGCAUCAACAAAUACAAAUCAAGACGCAAAGAAAAAAAAAAAAUCACGGGACGGAAAUAGAAGGUCUCGAGCCAAGCCAAGAACCAAACCAAUAACCGAAGAAAGCUUAUUGAAAUUGAGAUGA
This is a messenger RNA of Funneliformis geosporum, 435 nucleotides long. The record is from the annotation of a GenBank genome assembly. NCBI's taxonomy places the organism in Eukaryota, Fungi, Glomeromycota, Glomeromycetes, Glomerales, Glomeraceae.